CCUCUGGACUAUAUAAACACAGCACCAGCUCGUCUGUAACCAGCAGUCUGCGCUAAGCACUCGGUAAGAGAUCAUCUAAGAUGCAUUUGAAGCUUCUCCUGAUCGCCCAGCUAUUGGCGAUCGCCAACACCAAGGCUUGGGCUUUCGAGGACAAUCAGACACUGGACGAUGUGCAGCAGCCAGAGACGACAACAACGGCUGAAGAGAGUGCAACACCACUUGCGGCCGAGGGGCUGCAGAAGGCGAAUGAUGGUGAGACCCUGAUCACCAUGGAAACAGCCUUGCCGGACACGACAAAUCCUACAACGACAUUGACAACAGAGACUACCAUUGCCGCUGACAAGGAAGAAAACUUGUCUCCUCCUCUUCCGUAUCAUCCACUGGCUUAUCCACAAGUGGAACCAUACCUACCUCUUCGCCCGUCUUAUAAUCCCCUUGCUUAUCCACAGACACAUCCGUACGGGUAUGGAUUUAUUUAUCCCCAGCCAAAUCUCAGACCUGAGAUAAAGCCCGCCCCAGGGAAGUCCACAGAGACACCCUCCGGCGCAGCUAAUUACCCGGACAACCCAGGCUACCCGUAUCCCAACUUUUCUCCAUAUGGCUUACCUUAUCCACAACCUGGUCGAUUACCUUUUAUCCCAGGCUUCCCACCUGGCAUCGAUUACGGUAAACCCGUCAACUCCGACAAACCCAAGUCAGACGAUUCGGUCGAUUCUGAAAUGAACAAGGAGGAGAAGACAAAGGUCGCUCCACAGGCGCGCAAGCCCACCGCCGAAGCUCCCAACUUUGGCUAUCCCCCGGUAUAUGUGGUAAGACGACCAUUUCUAGCCAGCUAUCCAUAUCCGAGAAACAUUGGAGGCUUUGGUUCGCCCUAUGGCUACGGGCGCUAGUUAGAACUGUUGAUGAAGUGUUGUUUCAUUGAAUUUAUUGAAUCGUGUUUAAUAAAUUAAAAUACAGCAAUUUAUUAUAGUUACCUUAGCAAAGCACUUAUUAUACCCUUGCAUUUGAAUAUUCACAUGAAUCACAUUAUAGAUUCAACAU
Molecule: messenger RNA, 1041 nt
Organism: Drosophila navojoa
Lineage: Eukaryota; Metazoa; Arthropoda; Insecta; Diptera; Drosophilidae
Source: RefSeq, a predicted model, not a curated record